AUGUUCAGCGAAUUUAAUAAAUUGAUUAAACUUUAUUUAACUCUUCUUGUUACUACAGCAACUGCUGAACGUGCAUUUAGCACAUUAAAUCGAUUGAAAAUCAUGCUUCAAAAUUGUAUGACACAGGCACGACUUAAUCAUUGUGUAUUAACAUAUAUUUAUAAAAAAAAAAAGGUUGAUGAAAUUGAUCCAUAUCAAAUAAUGCCAACGUUUAUAGCGUCGAAUAGCAAAAGAUAA
This is a messenger RNA of Rotaria sp. Silwood2, 237 nucleotides long. NCBI's taxonomy places the organism in Eukaryota, Metazoa, Rotifera, Eurotatoria, Philodinida, Philodinidae. The record is from the annotation of a GenBank genome assembly.